Messenger RNA from Botrytis porri, 2436 nucleotides. RefSeq lists its product as uncharacterized. The transcript has a single exon. The coding region runs from base 1 to 2436 and encodes 811 amino acids. Gene Ontology annotation, cellular component: mitochondrion. Lineage: Eukaryota; Fungi; Ascomycota; Leotiomycetes; Helotiales; Sclerotiniaceae. Gene Ontology annotation, biological process: mitochondrial gene expression; mitochondrial proton-transporting ATP synthase complex assembly; mRNA stabilization. The record is from RefSeq and is a predicted model, not a curated record.
AUGGUUGUCAGUAAAGCCAUAAGAGCUACUGGAUGCGCAUCAUGUCGCCUAUCAUUGUUAAGGAGUGUUGUAUCGCUCCCUAUUCGACCUAUGCCAGCAUCUGGGAAACUACAGGCGAAUAAGCUUCCGGGGCAACAAAUUCGAUUUUUAUCUCAUUCACGAUUGAUCGAACAGGAUGAAACUUUCAAGCAUGAGGAGAUUUUAGAUGGGGAUAAGACAGAUAGAGAUAAGUUUGAGAAAGAAAAUCUCCAAGAUCAGGAUAUUCUGGAAGAUCGAGACCUUUUGGACGAGAACCAGGCAAUGGGGGAAGAGGUCGAGAAUUCGGUUUCGGCUGUGCCAUGGUAUUUACAAGUUGAAGCACCUCAAAAAACACCUCAAACCCUUUCUGAACGUCAAAGAAUUCCAGAUCUACCAGAAUUGCCACCUCCGAUCCUCGAACCUAUGCUACAAGAGAUCUCAAUCGACUUAGGCCUCGACAGUCUUACAAUAUUAGACCUGCGAAAGCUUGACCCUCCACCUGCACUAGGAGCGAAUCUGAUCAUGCUUAUCGGAACUGCACGAAGUGAAAAGCAUUUACAUGUCUCUGCGGAUCGAUUAUGUCGGUGGUUGAGAAGUACAUAUAAAUUACGACCAAGCGCAGACGGAUUGUUGGGAAGAAAUGAAUUGAAAUUGAAGUUGAGACGCAAAUCAAGGAGAGCUAAGCUUCUGGGAAGUGUGGGUGAUGAGAGUGGCGACGACGGCAUAAGAACGGGUUGGGUUUGCGUCGAUAUUGGUGUGGUUGAGAGCCCAGAUGUACACGCAAAUGCUACACCCGAAGGCGAUGGCUUUGUGGGCUUUGGAAGACGGACCGAUGGUGUUAGAAUUGUCGUUCAAAUGCUUACCGAAGAGAAGAGAGAAGAGAUCGAUCUAGAAAAGUUAUGGGGUGGAAUUUUGCGAAGGUCUGGUCAGUCAGAAGUUGAAGUUGAAGAGGUAGUUGAAGACGCAGAGGUUGGAGAACCAAUAUCUACAUCGAAUUCUCAAACUUUACAACAUACUACAGCAUCAAUCGCUAAACCUCGAGGUUUUCAUGUCCCUCAGACUCGACGAUUCCAUACUUCGGUAGAAAGAAAAUCUGACAAUCCAAGGGACCAACACCCACACGGUAUCUUAUCCUCACCACAACAAGACGCACCAAUUGAAAACAAAAGACUAACAGAACUCCAGCAAUCAGUACUUUCCGACUUCUCCCUAGGUGAAUUCGAAAGGGCGAAGAACAGUGUUUUGGAAUGCUGUGCUAACAACGUAGAGUUGGAUUGGCAAAGUUUCCUGUUGCACCACUUGCGGAUGUAUCUUGAGAAUGUCUCAGUGGAGCAGGCAAUGUUUGAUUUGGGCAAAGGCUAUACUCCUGGGGAUACAUCCUUUCUCAAGUGUUUUAAAGAUGCUGUGAUUGGUGACGCAGAAUCCCAUCACCCCGCCCCAUUCAGGUGGGAUUAUGUCUUCUGGCUAUUCCAUUAUGGUCGAGAUAUUGGACACCCCUGGUUUCAUACCAUGAAUUUAAUAAACUUGUUCAGAAGAUUUGAAAGAAAGAAAAAUGACGAUAGUGAUAUAUCUGAUGAAUAUUACCACAGAAUCAUACGUACCAUACUUGAACCUGUCCAUGGCCCUUCAGACACGAACUCCGCUCCUUCACGCCUUAGUGCCCGGCUCGCACUAAAGGUCAUUCAAACAAUGUACAGACGUGGUCACAAGAUUUUUACAGAAGAAAUGUUCGUGACUUUACAAGAAGCCACAGAACGUAUUCCGGACCUUGAUAUCGCAACUGUUCAACCAGAAGCGACCGUCAAUGAUUCUUUCGGAAUACCUACAAAGGCAAUGACACCAAUUCAACGUCGCAUCCAUACUCUAAUGAUGAACCUCGAGUCACCUCCCUUUUCAGAUGAAUCUAGAAUGCGACUGAUGCAACUAUAUGCACGAAAUGAACAGUGGGUAGCCUUUUGGGAUAUUUGGAGAUUGCCUCUUCGUCAAUCCAAAUCACAAUCAGCCGACAUGUAUGCAUAUGUUUUUCAGAGAGUAGCAGAGACAGGGCACCAGAAACUCUGUAUAAAAGCAUUACAGACUUGGAUUGAGGACUUAGACCGUGAAGAACCCUCUGUGAAACUAGAAGGUGAUGUUGCAGAAGCUGUUAAAGCUUGUUUGAUGGUUGCGGAGAAGGGUAUCGAGCAAGAAGCAAUUGCGAACCCUGAGAAAACUGGGCAAUGGCAUUCUUUAUGGCGAAGAUGCCACGGGGGAGAUGAAGAAUGGAAACAAAUUGUUGAUAUUAUGGUUGCUGACUAUGAGCAAGGCGUUGGCCAGAAUGAUGGUGUUGAAUUGAAUGAGAAUAAUGCUAUGGCUACUGAUCAAGAAUCUAACCAGAUCUAUGGUGAUGAGUUACAAAAGGAUUCAAUCAGUCACGUCUAA